AUGGAAGUCGCCAAUUGUACAAUAUCUUUUAAUGAAGUCGAAAAAGCUCGGGAAAAUAUUUCGAAAUUUAUUCACAAAACUCCAGUUUACACAAACAGUACAAUUAAUAACAUCACCGGAAGAAGUAUAUUUUUUAAGGCGGAAAAUUUUCAGAAAACUGGAUCUUUUAAGGCACGAGGAGCCCUCAAUACAGUAACGUGCAUGAUGAAUAGUGACCUUCACCCAGAAGGCGGAAGUGUAACUUGCAGUAGUGGUAACCAUGGUCAAGCCCUUGCAUGGGCAGCGAACACUGUCGGGCUACCUAGUAGUGUAGUCAUACCACGCCAUGCCCCAUUAAUUAAAAAAGAAGCCAUCAAAGAAUACGGAGCAAAUCUUAUUGAAUGUGGUUCUAAAUAUAUGGACAGAGUGACAAUGUGUCAGAAGGCAGCUUUGGAAUUGAAUUAUGAUAUCAUUCCCUCAUCAGAUCAUCCAGACGUUAUAGCAGGACAGGGAACAAUUGCAUUGGAAUUCUUUGAAGCAAUACCAAAUUUAGAUGCUUUGUUUGUAAGUGUUGGUGGAGGAGGAAUGAUAGCUGGUAUAGCAAUUGCAGCUAAACAUAUCAAUCCGGAUAUUAAAGUGUAUGCAGUAGAACCAGAUGGGAAAAUACUGGAGAAAUGUUUAAGAUCUGGUCAAAAAUUGUGGCCUGCUCCACCUCAAUACUUGGACACGAUUGCUGAUGGUAUAAUGAGACAAUCUGUUGCAGAUGUUGCUUGGCCUUAUAUGCUGGAAAAUGUUGAGAAGGAGGUGUUUACAGUGAAUGACGAGGAAAUCGUUAACGCCAUGAAAUUUGUUUUCGAAAGAAUGAAAUUGGUUAUAGAAACAUCAGCAGCAGCUACAGUUGCAGCAGUUAUGUCGGAUCAGUUUAAAAAGCUGGAUGAUACCAUCCAAAACGUUGGAGUGAUAUUGUGUGGUGGAAAUGUAGACAUAAAUAAUUUACCAUGGUAGUUGCUUGCAGUUGGCUUUUUCCAUUAUUCAUUUUGAACAAUAUACUUUCAAAAUCUGUAUAGCGUAAACAUGACCUUAAUAUCUUUCAAAACAUAACUUUGAUAUCUUCUGUAGGCGUAUCAGAUGGUCUUUUUUUUCUUUUUUGAAGACGUUUUUAUACUUAUUUCUUUACUUUAUUACUAAAGCAAGAUAGCAAGAUCUCUAUCCAAUAUAGUGUGAACAAUACCUUUAUAGCUUACUGAAUAACGAUAUAUUUUUUUCUCCAAUUGACUGCAAUCUCAUUUAUACAUAAACAAAUAUUUUUUUAAACGUUUUUAAUACUUAUUUUCUUUACUUUAAUAUCAACGGGAUCUCUAUUAUUUGUUUUCCCAAUGAAUAAAUUACGAAUACUUUAUAAAUAGUAAAUAAGU
Messenger RNA from Lottia gigantea (owl limpet), 1394 nucleotides. RefSeq lists its product as hypothetical. The transcript is spliced from 8 exons. Gene Ontology annotation, molecular function: L-serine ammonia-lyase activity; pyridoxal phosphate binding; magnesium ion binding. The record is from RefSeq and is a predicted model, not a curated record. Bases 1 to 984 code for a protein of 327 amino acids. NCBI's taxonomy places the organism in Eukaryota, Metazoa, Mollusca, Gastropoda, Lottiidae. Gene Ontology annotation, biological process: D-serine biosynthetic process; L-serine metabolic process; pyruvate biosynthetic process.